Messenger RNA from Fraxinus pennsylvanica, 447 nucleotides. The record is from the annotation of a GenBank genome assembly. NCBI's taxonomy places the organism in Eukaryota, Viridiplantae, Streptophyta, Magnoliopsida, Lamiales, Oleaceae.
AUGAAUGCUCAGAAACUAGUGCAAAUACCUAAUACUUGGGUUUUUUUUAUUCAAGAGUUGAGGCUGAGGAAGCGCCUUCAGGAGAUUAUACCAUUAAAUGCUGGAAACAUAUUUGGUGCUGACGAUAGUCGUCUAGUUUCAAAGUGGGAAAACAUAAUUCGUGAAAAUCUGAACAAAAUUCCUCCAGUGACUAAGCUUAAAUGCUAUAGUGAUCAUGCUUCUCCGUCCAGGUUUAAGCCAUCUGAAGAUGCCCUAGAUAUUGAAGAUGAAAUUUUACUUGAAUCAGACAGUGAUUUAGAGGAGAAAAUCUACCUAUUGGAUGAAGAACCAAACAAUCUUGAUGAAAUCAAGGAUGGAAUGGUUGGAGGAGAAAACUUCAUUGAUGUUGAUACCUUGGUGUCCAAAGUGGAGCAACGACAAUUUUAUUCUCCAAAGAGACUCAACUAA